Molecule: messenger RNA, 2652 nt
Organism: Parnassius mnemosyne (clouded apollo)
Lineage: Eukaryota; Metazoa; Arthropoda; Insecta; Lepidoptera; Papilionidae
Source: the annotation of a GenBank genome assembly
AUGGAUACUUGUGUGCCUAAAAUACCGUUACAUAUCAAAAAGAAAGGAACGUCUAUUCUGAAAAAAGAUUAUAAUAAUGAUACUUCCUUACUACGUUCCAUUAAAAUUGCUCGACCCCUUAAAGAAGAUAUAAUAUAUCGAUCGCAAAAAGGUGAUUUCAUGAAAGGGGAAUACCCUAACCUGACGAUCGUGAAUAAAUUAGAUUUACUUACUAACAGCAGUCGUACAACCGCUCAGUAUUCUAGUGAAAUAUUGGGGAAUAUUGAACGAACAUCUGAUGAUAUUACGAAAUUAAUUGGUCAAAAGAAUUAUGAUAUUGUAUUUUCUGCGUUAUGUUCUGUUAUUAGUCAGGAACUUCGUAUACAAGGUAUCUUAGCUUUACUGACAGUGCCCAAAAGGACUAAGAAUAUUUCUUGUCAAUAUCAAACUGCUUUUGUAAAUCCUGAUAAUGAAGUGAUCUCUGAAAAAGUAAUUGAUAAUCUAAAACCUGAAAGAGUAAUUGAUAGUAAAAAGUCUAAUGUCACAUCAGUAUCAAGCCAAACAGAUGAGACUUGUUCAGUCUUAUUACAGCGACUUAAAUCAAGAAAAAAAUUAAGGAAACCAGUAUUGGGACCCUAUGUUGUGAAGGAUUCAAAGUCUACAGGAAAUGUUAAGAAAGUUGUAAUAGAUCCCCAACACUUUGAGGCUACGAAAGAGUUAAUUAAACGUAGUGAAGAAUUUUUUAAAACUGAAAGUCAACAUUACAAAAAAAAUCCUGUAGAUAUUGAACAGAAAUUCAAGGUAGACAGAAUAUUUUUAAAUAAGAAUAGUACUUCAAGUGAAAAUCAUCAUUCACAAUUUAAGGAGCCCUAUAUACAAAGUGAAACUACUGGCAACCAGUUUGCAAGUAAUACACUAAAUGAAAGUAAUAUUAAAAUUGAAAGUUUUAGUUGUGGUAAUGAAACAACUUUUCCAGACUUAAGGGAAAUUGUGGACGAGGACAGUAAUAUAUCAGAAUUAAGUUAUGGUAAUAUUUCCAUAACCAGUUCCAGUAUACCAAAUUUACUAGUUGAGAACCCUACUGCUUUACUAAAUGACAUAGAUAAACAUACUCAGGAACCUACAUUUUUGGAAUCCACAUCUCUCACAAUGUUAGAUGGUAGUCAAGUUAAAAUAAAAGGCAAGCCGGAAGAUCAAUUUCAUAUUGCUACAUCAGAUAUCCUAAAAUAUUUAAAUCCCGAAGAACAGAGCAAAUUGUUGUGGAAUCAGGCAUAUAUUGAUUGGAAACACUGUUUAAAUAGUGAUGAGGACGGUAAUUUACCUAUUCAUUUGGCAGUAUUGAAUAAUGACGUUGAAUUGCUGAGAAGGCAGUGCGUAGUGUUGAAAAGCAGAAAUGAGUCUAUUGAUUUAAUGGGCCAUGGUAAUUUGACAGCCUUACAGAUGUCCAUAUUUCAAGACACUUCAUCUUGCACCGAUGUGCUUCUGCAGCAUGGCGCUAAUCCAUUACUGACUGACGAUGAGCAGAGAACAACGGUACACCUUGCCGCCGAAGUUUCCUCUGAUCACUUAAAAGUGGUGAUCAGUUACUGUCAGAGGAACGCCCGGUAUAUUCUUCAGGACAAUGAUUUGUGGAAACCGGAAUUAGAAACAACAUCAGACGAAGAGAUCGCAAAGUAUCUCUUGUCAAAAAUCUGCAGAAUGUAUGAUAAUCAAGGUUAUACCCCGCUAAUACUUGCCAGUAAGUUAGGCAACUAUACCAACGUAAACAUUCUGUUGGAUGCGGAUCCUACUACCGUUAAUUUUCCUAUGCCUAACUGUGGCAACACUGCGUUAUACGUACUGGUCGCCGCAGCUUGCUUGGAUUACCUUGCUGCUGGGAGAGACAGGUCCAAAGUAGGUGAACAUUUCUUAAAAACUGCAGAAAUUUUAGUAAAAUUUGGCGCGGAUCCAUCUUAUGAAAAUAAUUCCUCAAGCAGUGUAAAUCAUCUACUCAAUGAAUUUACUAUACCUAACCUCUCCGUGAUUAUUGCAAAUACAAUUGUCUCAGUAAAAUAUUCUGAUCAAAACACGAAAUUUAAGAAAGAUUUCAGCGCUUUUAUGCUGGUCAAAGACGACGACGGUAAAGUGAAUCUUAAGGAAAUGAAACCAGAAAAAACACAAGAGAAAUUCAAAGACAGUGAGAAAUCAUUGCCAAAAAUAAUUAAUGAUUGUAAUGUUGCAACUAGCUUAAAGCCAAAAUGCGAAGCCGCUGGCACGUUUGAAAAAAUAAAUAUAGAAACAACAAAAAGCCCUUCGGAUAUUCGUAUCUAUCCUGAGAAAAUCGUAAAACAAAUGAAAGUCUUACCAACGAAAGUAGAUUUAACGACAAAACAAUCUCAAGAUCCAAUAAGGAUUGUGUCUGUUGUAAGUGGGAGCAGUUGGAGAAAUACAAAUUCUAGAGACAAGCAGAAACCUAAAAUCAUUCUUCAAAAACCUAAAGGCAUACCUAAAGUAAUUAGAGUAACGAAGUGUGAUUUAAAUAAUGGAGGAAGUAUUACAAGCUCAAACUUUCCAUCUACUAUAUUACUAACAUCUGACCAAACCAAAACAAUCAAAAGAACCUCUCUUGAAUCUAGAGAACAUACAAGGGGUGUACCGAUUAAGAAACAAAAAAGAGACAAUGUCAAUCAAUAA